GGGGCCGCGGCGGCGGCGGGAGAGGGGCGCCCCCUGGCGGAGAGCGCUGAGGGAAGGGCCCAGAGCUGCUCCUGCCGCCUCUCCCAGGCGACACAGCCGUCCCCAUCACCGCCACCAUGGGCUCUGUGCGUUCCCUGUCUGCCGCCAGUGCCGCCCCCAGCCACAGGAAGGCCGAGGAUGAGGAGGAUGAGGAGGUGUUGCUCAGCCAGGAGCCUGUGCAGGACGGCGCCAAGAUUCCCUACAUGGAGUUCACGGGCCAGGACAGCGUCACCUGCCCCACCUGCCAAGGCACCGGCCGCAUCCCCACAGAGCAGGUGAACGAGUUGGUGGCUCUGAUCCCUUACAGCGACCAACGGCUUCGUCCUCAGAGAACGAAACUCUAUGUGCUGCUCUCAGUGUUGCUCUGCCUGCUGCUGUCUGGCCUGGGGGUUUUCUUCCUGUUCCCCCAUUCGGUGCUGGUGGACGAUGAUGGCAUCAAAGUGGUCCAGGUGUGGUUUGACAGGAAAAACUCCGCUGUCCUCCUGGCCAUCACGGCCACCCUGAGGAUCAGGAAUUCCAACUUCUACUCGGUGGCAGUGAGCAGCCUGAGCAGCCAGGUGCAGUACAUGAACACCGUGGUGGGCAGGCAGCAGCUCACCAACGUCUCCAGCAUCCAGCCCCUGAGGGACAAACUGGUGAAUUUCACCGUGAAGGCAGAGCUGGGUGGAUCCCUGUCCUAUGUGUAUUUUUUCUGCACUUUGCCCAAGGUGAAGGUCCACAACAUCGUGAUCCUCAUGAGGACCUCGGUGAAGCUCUCCUACAUCGGCCACAGCGCGCAGAGCACCCUGGAGACCUUCCACUACCUGGACUGCAGCUCCAACUCCACGGCCCCGGCCCGGGGCGCGCCCUGAGGGCCCCGCAGGGACCGCGAGCGGCUCUGCGGGGACAAACCCGGCGCCUCCUCUGGCGCCCUGCCGGGGGUGCUCCUGCCCUUCCUUCCUGCCGCGGAAUCUGGAACUUUCCCUCUUGAACGGAGGGCUGAAAUCCCGGAGAUUUGCCGUGGUUUGCACCUGUUCUGGAAGCUUGGCGCCGUCAGGGUGUUUUGGGGUAAAUGGAUUUAAUUUUUGAGAGUAAAUGGGUUUAUUUUUUUUCAGGGGGAAAUGAGUUUGUUUUCCUGCUCAAUGGUGGCAGCACCUCAGGACCCCAAAAAAGGGAGAAUUCCCGCCUGGAAUGAGCCUCUGUUACACCCUAGAAGGAGGCAAAGGAACCCAAACCUUUGAAAUAAACUUCUCCCUCAUUUUCCCCCUGUGGCUCCGACCCCUUUGGCAUCCAGAGGCGCUUCCCUGGGGUUUGAAAUCUGGGAAUUUGCUGCUUUUUGUGCUCCACUUCCCAAAGCAGCGGGGAUUGGAGGGGGUUCUGUGGGAGGCUGGGAUUCCAAGGCCUCCCUGCCGGGAGCUGGACAUUCCUGCCAGCUGCUAUCCCGGCAAAGCCCAGCUGCCAGCCCAGCCCCCGCAGCCCUUUGGCAUUUUGCCCCUUUUUGGGAGGUUUUUUCUGGAAUUUCAGCCCUCCUUUCCCGUGGGAUUCGGGAGCCAGACACAGCUACACGGGAGGGGAUCCUUCCUCAGUGGAAAAAUUACCGGGUUUUUGGGUGACCGUGGCAAAAAAUCCACACUUUGCUCCCCUUUCCAUCAGGAGAUUCCUGC
Messenger RNA from Camarhynchus parvulus, 1682 nucleotides. It is a transcript of the gene TMEM106C, whose product is annotated as transmembrane protein 106C. The transcript has 8 exons. The coding region runs from base 117 to 890 and encodes 257 amino acids. NCBI's taxonomy places the organism in Eukaryota, Metazoa, Chordata, Aves, Passeriformes, Thraupidae. The record is from RefSeq and is a predicted model, not a curated record.